AUAGGUCUGUCUGGGAGUCUCCGAGACGCCGAGGCCGAGGCGAGCUGCAGCAGCUCCCCCCUCCUCAGACUCAGCCCCCUCACGGCCGUGCUCUGUCUCCACCCCCGGCCUCCUCCCACUGACUGUGUGUCUCCUCCCUCACAGCCGUUCUCCCUAAGUGCCAGUCUCCCCUCUCCUCCUUCUCAUGGCUCUACUCUGUACAUCCGGGCCUUCGCUGUCCGCUUGACUCCCCUCCCCGCAUAGAGCGCACCGUGCCCGGCCUCACCCAACACUCCACGCCGCGGCUCCGGCCCGGGCCUACCACGCCCUCCGGACUACUUCAGGGGGCCGGGGCCAUGUCUAACCAGGGAUCCCGGAGGAAUGGACCCGUAAAGCUCCGUCUAACCGUGCUGUGUGCGAAGAACCUGGUGAAGAAGGAUUUUUUCAGUUUCGCCCCAACUGCAGGGCUCCCGGAUCCUUUUGCCAAAGUGGUGGUAGACGGGUCCGGUCAAUGCCACUCCACUGACACAGUGAAGAACACCCUGGACCCCAAAUGGAACCAGCAUUAUGACCUAUACAUUGGAAAAUCCGACUCCAUCACAAUCAGUGUUUGGAACCACAAGAAGAUUCACAAGAAGCAGGGAGCUGGGUUCCUGGGCUGUGUGCGGCUUCUCUCUAACGCCAUCAACCGCCUCAAGGACACCGGCUAUCAAAGGCUGGAUUUAUGCAAGCUUGGUCCAAAUGACAACGAUACAGUGCGGGGUCAGAUAGUAGUCAGUCUUCAGUCCCGGGACCGAAUAGGCACUGGAGGGCAGGUGGUAGACUGCAGUCGUCUGUUUGACAAUGACUUACCUGAUGGGCCGGGCCUCGGUUUCCUGGAAAUAGCACUGACUGCUUUAUCUCUUCCGUGUCUGGAUCGUAGCUGGGAGGAAAGGAGAACCGCCUCGGGGCGCAUCCAGUACUUAAACCACAUCACCAGGACAACCCAAUGGGAGCGCCCAACACGACCGGCAUCCGAGUACUCCAGUCCUGGGAGGCCUCUGAGCUGCUUUGUGGAUGAAAACACGCCCAUCACAGGGACCAAUGGAGCCACUAGUGGACAAACUUCAGAUCCUCGACUUGCAGAGAGGAGAGUCCGGUCGCAACGGCACAGAAAUUACAUGAGCAGAACACAUUUGCACACCCCACCCGACUUGCCUGAGGGAUAUGAGCAGAGGACCACGCAGCAGGGGCAGGUGUACUUUCUACACACACAGACUGGGGUCAGCACGUGGCACGAUCCCAGAGUACCCAGGGACUUAAGCAAUAUCAACUGUGAGGAGCUGGGACCCCUCCCUCCGGGCUGGGAGAUCCGGAACACCGCAACUGGGAGAGUUUACUUUGUAGACCACAACAACCGAACAACACAGUUCACCGACCCCCGGCUGUCUGCUAACUUACACCUCGUAUUAAACCGCCAGAACCAGCUUAAAGACCACCAGCAACAGCAGCAACAACAACAGCAGCAGCAACAACAACAAGUGGUCUCCUUGUGUCAGCUCCCUGAUGACGUGGACUGUCUAACUGUCCCACGUUACAAGAGAGAUCUGGUACAGAAACUAAAGAUUCUGAGACAAGAGCUGUCACAACAACAACCACAAGCUGGGCACUGCCGCAUUGAGGUAUCCCGCGAGGAGAUAUUUGAGGAAUCCUAUAGGCAGGUGAUGAAGAUGAGGCCGAAGGACUUGUGGAAGAGACUAAUGAUCAAAUUCCGUGGAGAAGAAGGUUUGGACUAUGGAGGGGUUGCCAGAGAAUGGCUUUAUUUGUUGUCUCAUGAGAUGUUAAACCCAUAUUAUGGCCUCUUCCAAUAUUCUCGCGAUGAUAUCUACACACUACAGAUCAACCCAGAUUCUGCAGUCAACCCGGAACAUCUCUCCUAUUUUCAUUUUGUGGGGCGUAUCAUGGGCAUGGCGGUAUUUCAUGGGCACUACAUCGAUGGUGGCUUUACACUACCUUUCUAUAAGCAGUUGCUGGGGAAACCAAUCACGCUGGAUGACAUGGAAUCUGUAGACCCCGACCUACACAACAGUCUUGUUUGGAUACUCGAGAAUGAUAUCACAGCUGUAUUAGAUCAUACGUUCUGCGUUGAGCACAGUGCGUAUGGAGAGCUCAUCCAGCACGAGUUGAAGCCCAAUGGCAAAAGUAUGCCAGUGACUGAAGAAACCAAAAAGGAAUAUGUCAGGCUCUAUGUAAACUGGAGAUUCCUUAGAGGGAUCGAGGCUCAGUUCUUGGCGCUACAGAAGGGAUUUAAUGAGGUUAUCCCACAAUAUCUGCUGAAGACGUUUGAUGAGAAAGAGCUAGAGUUAAUAGUGUGCGGACUGGGAAAGAUUGACGUUAAUGACUGGAAGUCCAACACCCGGUUAAAACACUGCACUCCAGAUAGCAACAUUGUGAAGUGGUUCUGGAAGGCGGUAGAGUCUUUUGACGAGGAGAGGAGAGCACGUCUGCUUCAGUUUGUGACUGGAUCCUCUAGAGUCCCUCUGCAAGGUUUCAAAGCAUUGCAAGGCGCUGCAGGCCCACGGCUAUUUACCAUUCAUCAGAUUGAUGCAAACACCAAUAACCUGCCCAAGGCACACACUUGCUUCAACCGAAUAGACAUCCCACCGUAUGAAACUUAUGACAAACUCUACGAGAAGCUCCUCACCGCCAUUGAAGAGACUUGUGGCUUUGCUGUGGAAUGAUAGAUGUCAAACAUGGACAAUAUUAAUAAAGUGCUAUCACACAGUCCCUACCCCCUCACUCCCAGUAUCAGAGGUGCUUCUGGAGCUACGUUCCGCAGGGCACUGUGACUGACGAGAGAAACUGACACUUUGGGAUUCUAUAAAUAUAUAUAUAUAUAUUUUUUCCAUUAAGAAAAAGUCGUACUGCGCUCACGACUUAGCUGCUAUUUAAAACAAAUAUCUUGAACAUUAUAAGGAACACUGACUUUUUAACUGAAAUCAGUGCUCUACAUAUAAAGACUACUAUUACUAUUUUUAUAUGAAAAGGGUUAUUACAUUCCCUCUUCCCGGAUCUUGCACCAAGAAGCAUGGUUACCAGCCUAGAGAGACAGCCCCAGCCAGGAGAUCUGUUACAGGCCUGUCCAGGAAACGGGGUCAUAGAUGAAGUCAGCCAUGCUUGAGUUUUGAAGAAGGUGAGCUGCCUUGUUGUGAUGUCCUAGAAGAUCCUGGCACUUGACAUCAAUUGGGAGAAGCUUAUAUUAAUUACAUCACCUAAGGGGGCUGUCUGAGGACCCCCGCUGUCAGUUCAAGUGGAUUCGAUGUAUGAUACUGAACUAGCAUAUUACCGUAGUGGCUAAAUGGUCUGUAUACCAGCUAUACACCACUUAUUUUAUUAAUAUAAUAAUUCCAAAUGGAAUAAUUUCAUACCAGCCAUGCCUCUAUAUGUUUGUUUUAGAUGUCUACAUAUUUCUUGUUCAUAGGUCUUUGUGUUCUAAUUUAAAGUGUGCCAGUUGCCUUACAUUGGAGGCAGUCAUCUUGUGGGCUGAAGCAAUAUUCACAAGAAUUCAGUCAGUCAAUUUAUUAGGGACCAGUGACAUCCCUGAGAAUGCAACCAAUAUGUUCACUAAGAACCAGUAACAUCCAAAGAAUGCAACCUAUCCACUCACUAGGGACCAGUGACGUCCCAAAGAAUGCAGCCUAUGGAUUCACUAGGAACCGGUGACCUUACUGAGGCACAUAGAGGUAGCCAUUUUGUGGACUGAAACCAUUUUUGAAUGCCAACUAUUCAUUCACUAUGAACCAGAGACGGCAGCAAAUGUCACUAGUUCGUAGUUCAUUGAAAGGUUGUGUCCUCAUUAAUAGAUGUUCAGCAGACAAAAUUGCCUUCACCACUCUGUAGGUGACGCACACCAUUUAAGCAGAAUGUUGAAACUUCCUGUCCACAACACGGUUCUAUUCAGACACACUUGUGGAAAGGAAAUAUCAGACCACUGAUUUCCUCUGCACUGUUUUCUUUUCUUUUUUUCCGUGCAGUAGACACUAUAUUAUGAGCUUAAUUUUAGUAUUUAAAUUGUAUAUCAGAGGAUGUGGACGUAACACUGGUUCAAGCACCUCCAAGUUCAGUGUCUCAUUCCGUCUAAAAUCUUUAUCCGGUCUUCUACCUCUGGUCUUCAUCUGUAUAUAGAAUUAAAAAGGGAAUUUUCUGUGAAAAUUCUGUGCAUAUUUGUAUAGGCCGGGUUUCAUUUCAACUUUUAUCUGCCAUCUUUUAUGUACAUGUAGCUCGUCAGUGAGAGAAAACAAAGCAUUAAAGACAAUUUGUUCUUUCAGACAGGAAAAGGAUUUCUAAUUACUGUAAAGCCAAGUGACUGUCUUAUCCCCAACUCAGUUGUCUGUGUGUAAAGUGUAUGAUUGGCCUAGUCUUCGUUAGUAACCCUUGCCACCUCUAUCCAAUAGAGGGAGACAUGGCUACUACAAGAUGGACACUUCCAAUAUUAUUGCAAAAUUUGACGUGUUUUAAGCUUAAUAUCCUAAAAGUGAUACCUUCUAAUUUUCCAGCAAUAAUGUUUCUGUGGGUAGUGGAGAAGCUAGAGGUAUAGCUGUGGAGGAUCAAACCUGUUCCAUUUAUUCAGGCAUUUUUUUAUUUUGACAUCAAGCCUUACAGACCCCACAACUUGCUGUUGACUUGCGCCUUAGUCACUUGGAAAGCUGUAUCAGUUGAACUGUUAAUACAAUUUCUAAAGUUUUGCUGCCUCCGCAUGGCUGAGAAAUUGUUUAUCCUCUAAACGUUAAUCUAACACUAGAGUGAGACGCUUUACAGUAUCUUUGCCAGCUGCUCCAGUGGGGGUUAUACAUAGAUCAAGCAAACAUUGUUUUUGCUAUAUCGCCUGCACGGUUUCAUUAGCAACUAAGGAUAAAUCUAGGGAGAACAAAGCAGCACCCACUUCUAUAUGGAAAUCACAGGAAGGUGUCUGUCAGGUUCCAGAGUUGCAUAUACUGCUUCUUGAGUACCAGGGGUUUUGUGAGAGAGUUGUGACCUUAGGCUGGAAGUGAACUAAGCUAUGUUGUGUAGAUCACCUUAUAUGAAGCCAUAUCUCUUUAGGGUUCAUAGGAGAUCCACAGGAAAAUGUGUGCUGGACACAACUGUUUGUAGCUAUUGAACGAAUUUCCAAUUUUGCAUACAUUGCUUUGUUUCCUGUCCCUCCAUAUUUUGUUGUGGUCCUUUGAUCCACUUGCGUCCAUGUAUGCCAUUAAGAACCCUUUUCUUGCUGCAGGGAGCAGUUUUAAUUAUGGUCUCCUCUGAAGAUUUAUGAUUACUGCUAGUUACUGUUUUACCAAAAAAUGAAAUAAAAAUAAGCUUCAUCUUCCCCCCCCUCCCCCAAACACACUCUGACCUUUAAUACACAUAAGGGUAACCUGUGAGUGCCUAUUCAGGGCUAAUGUGUUUCGGUAGAUCUGGGGGUGAUAAUGGAAACCAGGCAUUUUAUACCCAUUGUUACAUUAUGGUCAGGUUGCCUAGAUUUGCUCCUCUGACAGAUAAGUGGAAUCAGAUGUGAAAACCACAUACUUAUUAAUAUUCUAAUUUUAAAAGUGAUUCCCCUUCACUAACCUGGUGGCACCAGCAUGUUACUGAACAUAAUGUUAUUUGCUUCAAUUUAUAGCUGAUGAAUUAAAAAAUAUUUUCAAAG
Messenger RNA from Pseudophryne corroboree (corroboree frog), 5644 nucleotides. It is a transcript of the gene SMURF2, whose product is annotated as SMAD specific E3 ubiquitin protein ligase 2. The record is from RefSeq and is a predicted model, not a curated record. Gene Ontology annotation, molecular function: ubiquitin protein ligase activity; protein binding. Gene Ontology annotation, biological process: proteasome-mediated ubiquitin-dependent protein catabolic process; protein polyubiquitination; negative regulation of BMP signaling pathway. Lineage: Eukaryota; Metazoa; Chordata; Amphibia; Anura; Myobatrachidae. The coding region runs from base 336 to 2699 and encodes 787 amino acids. Gene Ontology annotation, cellular component: cytoplasm. The transcript is spliced from 19 exons.